AGGUACUUCUGCAUUGUUGCGGUUGGUAUCGCAAAUUUUACCAGGACGACAUGGCGCGAAAUUUGAAAUUAGCGCGAUGGAUAAAUUUUUCGAGUUAGCGUUAACGUGUUGCCAUAGGGAAUUCAAAAUACAAUUUUCAGAACGUCAACAAUUCGUGAAACAUAUCGUGAAGUCAGAGUUUUAAAAUGACCGCACCGAAGUACAAUAAAGUGUUUUCGAACUUAGGCCAUGAGUGCGAAAUGCUGGCCGAGGAUGACGAGGUCGAAAAGAAGUUCCCUGGAAAUACAUUUAUAGUCAAAUUUAAAAGAUCAGCAAUGAGGACGAUUCUCGUCCACGAAAAAAUCUGCAAGUCGUGCGCUAUCCACUUAAGAAGUCAUGGUGCCAUCGAGAAAGAGAAACAGCGCCAUAUAAGAUACCAUCCGACAAGUAUUCACCCUUUUAGCAGCGCUCGGAUUUGGUGGGAGGUCUUCAUGACUUUCAUUUGCUUGAUACAACUAAUUCUGGUACCACUGGACGUGGGGUUUUUCGCUUUUAAUACAACUAUGCCAUUUUUUCACUCUAUUCCCUUUCUUUCCAUAAGAAUGUUAACAGAUCUCAUUUGCUGUCUGGAUAUUGGCGUCAAUGCAACCACUGGAUACUACGACGAAUCGAAAAAAGAAGUUGUGCUUCACCAUCAGAAAAUAAUAGGGCACUACUUGAGAACGCGGUUUUUGUUAGACUUUCUGUCUUCUGUUCCAACCCAUUUUGACUUGUUUGUUAACAUGCCUUAUGCACACGACCAGAAUAACUGGGCUUUGACUAUAUUGCAGCUACUUUCAACCAUAAAAUAUGUGCGCUUCUUCACUUUCAACACUCUCGCGACGAAACUUUGUAACAUUUUCGGUGUCGACUUCUACGUCAGACAUGGAGUCCUCAUGGUCCUUACGAUGCUAAUUUUCUGGCACAUUUUAUCCUGUACCCAAAUCUUCGGCUAUCUACUAUUCAAUGACAAAAAGAACUUUGCCGCCUACAGGAACACCACACCUUUUAAAGCCAUAUCCCGGAGCAUGUACGACGGGGCGCUCCUCAUUUACACAGCUUCCUACGGCGUCGAAGAACCCGAAAACAACUACGAGUACUUGAUGACCACAGUCCUGUGGUUUCUCUCAAAAUUCGUCCAAAUUUAUCUUCUAGCUCGGGUCAUCGAAUUCCUGCGGGCCAAAACAAGCCCGAAAAUGAAAUACUCCCAAAUGGUUAAACAACUCGUCGAAUUCAUGCGCCACAAGCAGCUCCCGAUUUAUACCCAGAAAAGAAUUCUAACUUAUUACGAGUUUCAUUUUCAGAAAAGCUAUUUCAGAGAGAACGAGAUUUAUGCCACGAUUUCUGGGCAGCUGCGUCAGGAAAUUGUGAUGCAGACGUGCAGGCAGCUUGUGGAAAAUGUGGAAUUUUUCAGAGAUCUUCCGCUUAAUUUGCUCGUCAGGAUUGUUUCGUGUUUGAAGUCUGAAAUUUAUUUAACGAAUGAUGUGGUGGUCAAAGCUAACUCAACUGGAAAUUGCAUGUAUUUUAUUUCCACUGGGACGGUAGCUGUGUAUACAGCGUCGGGGAAGGAAGUUUGUCAUUUGGAAGAUGGUGACCACUUUGGGGAGAUCGCUUUGGUUAAUUCUGAGGCGACUAGAGUGGCGUCGGUUAUUGCUGUGGAAACGUGCGAAUUGUAUCGUCUGGAUAGGAAAGAUUUCGUUAAAGCUAUACACCCCUAUCCAGAUUUGUUGGAGAAGAUUGAGAAAAUUGCAGCUGACAGAAUGGAGAAGACUAACCUCAUGGAAGAACACUACAGACGGGAUAUUGCCACAAAGAGAUUAUAUUAGUUUUGUUAUAACGCGUUUUAUAAAUAAAAAACUUCU
Messenger RNA from Zophobas morio, 1880 nucleotides. Its product is annotated as potassium/sodium hyperpolarization-activated cyclic nucleotide-gated channel 2-like. Gene Ontology annotation, molecular function: voltage-gated potassium channel activity. The transcript is spliced from 7 exons. The coding region runs from base 186 to 1844 and encodes 552 amino acids. The record is from RefSeq and is a predicted model, not a curated record. Gene Ontology annotation, biological process: regulation of membrane depolarization; potassium ion transmembrane transport; sodium ion transmembrane transport. NCBI's taxonomy places the organism in Eukaryota, Metazoa, Arthropoda, Insecta, Coleoptera, Tenebrionidae. Gene Ontology annotation, cellular component: HCN channel complex.